AUGUCGCAUAACAAAUCUGUUAAUACAAAAGACUAUUCAAUCACUGAAUUAAUUGAUACUGACCCUCGAUAUGAAGGUCUUAAAGAACGGUUAUCUGCCUUUAGAACAGGUAGCGAUGAAUAUAUCCGCGAGAUGUUCAAUGAGUUACCAUUAACUAGUUGGCCAAGGUAUAAGACUUUCUUAAAGGAGCAAGCUGUCCCUAUGCUAGAUUCCAAUGAGAAUCAUAGUUAUAGUCCGGUCUAUAGAAGUUCUUUGUCUCCAAAUCAUUUAAUUACUACAAUGGAUCCCCAUUUGAAAACAUUCUAUGAUCAUUUUCAAUUCGCAGUUAGGAAUUGGCCUACAAAUGAUUGUUUAGGUGUAAGAACUUUUGACCCUGUGAAAAAUGAAUAUUCAAACCAAUACUAUUGGGAAAGUUACCAAACUGUCAAUGAUAGAAGUCAGGCAUUCGGAAGUGGUCUUCUAUCACUAGUUAAUACAAAAAGAGGUAAACCAUUAAGAAGUAACGAUUUCAUCGUCUCCAUCUUAUCUCAUAACACUCCAGAAUGGAUCAUUGCCGAUUUCGCUUGUCAGGCUUAUUCUUUAACAAAUACUGCUCUGUAUGAAACUUUGGGCCCUCAAACUUCAGAAUAUAUCAUGAAUUUAACAGAAUCUCCAGUAUUAAUCUUCGCCAAAUCUAACAUAUAUAACAUCCUUCGUAUCUUACCCAAAUUUAAACAUUUAAACACUUUAAUUUGUACUGAAGAUUUAACUAAAGAAGAACUAUCACUUUUUAACACUUCAUUAUUAUCAAUCUCAGAAAACUCCAAGAAUGAAAAAAUCAGUAUGUUCUCACUAAAACAGGUUGAAACCAUCGGUAAACUCAACCAAAUCCCACUCAUCCCACCAAAUCCAGACUCCGUAUAUACUAUCUCCUUUACUUCAGGUACUACAGGUCUCCCAAAAGGUGUGGAAAUGACCCAAAGAAAUAUCACCUCUGGUAUCGCAUUCUCCAUGUCUACUUUCUACAAAGUAGUAGCCAAGAGAGGCCAACAAUUACACGACAUUUGUUUCCUACCUCUAGCUCAUAUUUUUGAAAGAAUGUUAAUAGCCUGGGACUUGUCACAAGGUGUCGGUUUAGGCUUCCUACAUCAACCAGACCCUACAGUCCUAGUCGAGGAUUUAAAAAUUUUAAAACCAGACGCCAUUGCCUUAGUACCAAGAAUCUUAACAAGAUUUGAAGCUGGGAUCAAGAACUCAUUGGAUAAAUCCACUUUCCAAAAAAAUGUAGCUAAUAAUAUAUUAGACUCCAAAGUAUCAAGAUUCACGUCCAGAGGUGGGCCUGAUAAAUCGUUGAUGAAUUUCUUAGUGUUCCAUAGAGUUCUUAUUGAUAAGAUUAGAACCUCAUUAGGGUUGAAUAACGCAUCUUAUAUCGUUACUGGUUCUGCUCCAAUUUCCAAAGAUACGUUGUUAUUCUUGAGGAGUGCUUUAGAUAUCGGUGUCAGACAGGGAUAUGGUCUUACUGAGUCAUUUGCUGGGAUUUGUUUAAGUGAACCGCAUGAACGUGAUGUUGGAUCCUGUGGGGCCAUCGGUAUUAGUGCGGAAUGUAGAUUGAGAUCGGUCCCAGAAAUGGGGUAUGAUGCGGCAAAGGAUUUGAAAGGUGAAUUGUUAUUGAGAGGUCCUCAAAUUUUUAGUAAAUAUUUUAAAAAUCCUGAAGAAACCUCUAAAGCUAUUGACUCUAACGGUUGGUUUGCAACGGGUGAUAUUGGAUUCAUUGAUGGAAAGGGAAGAUUACAUAUCAUUGAUAGAGUGAAAAAUUUCUUCAAAUUGGCUCACGGUGAAUAUAUUGCGCCUGAGAAGAUUGAGAAUUUAUAUUUAUCGUCUUGUCCUUAUAUUACUCAAAUUUUUGUUUAUGGUAAUCCAUUGAAAAAUCAUUUGGUUGGUGUCCUUGGCUUAGAUAUCCCCGGUGUACAAGCUGCCUUAGAGAAGAAGAAUAGAAUUGUGAAAAGUUGGACAGAUGAGCAAUUGAUAGACAAUUUGAAUUUGGAUCCACAAUUAAGACUUCAAUUGCUAAAACUUGUAAAUAAAUAUACAAAGGGAUUACAAGGUUUCGAAAAAUUACAUAAUAUCUACGUGGGUCUUGAACCUUUAACGGUAGAGGACGAUGUCAUUACUCCAACUUUGAAGAUAAAAAGAAUGAAUGCUUCAAAGAGAUUUAAAAAGGAAUUGGACGCUUUGUAUGAAGAAGGUUCAUUGAUCAAGAACGGUAACUUAUAA
This is a messenger RNA of Naumovozyma dairenensis CBS 421, 2253 nucleotides long. It is a transcript of the gene FAA2, whose product is annotated as medium-chain fatty acid-CoA ligase FAA2. Gene Ontology annotation, biological process: long-chain fatty acid metabolic process. Gene Ontology annotation, cellular component: membrane; endoplasmic reticulum. The record is from RefSeq and is a predicted model, not a curated record. Gene Ontology annotation, molecular function: long-chain fatty acid-CoA ligase activity. Bases 1 to 2253 code for a protein of 750 amino acids. NCBI's taxonomy places the organism in Eukaryota, Fungi, Ascomycota, Saccharomycetes, Saccharomycetales, Saccharomycetaceae. The transcript has a single exon.